CCUUGUAGUCGAAUGUUGUAACGGCUACAUUCUGUGCUUUUAAUUGCUCCGCUAUUUUCACAUCAAAUCUGAGCAAUCUCCAAAGCCACUGUUACACUUCCAAAUUUCAGACAAACCAGGAUUCAGUCACUAAAAUAUGGGCACCUAUAUGGUGAUUGAGCAUUUACAGUGUUCCAUGUCCAAAGAUCUGCUUUGCAAAUUUCCCGACAAUUCAGCAUUCGAUUUCGAUUAUACACAGAGUUCAAUUUGGUCUCCUUUGGUACCUCGACCGUUGUCGUCUUACCGGAGACUCAGCUCAGGUCUGUCGCAAAAGCUGUCGUACAAGGAUGUUUCAGUUGGCUGCAUUGGAGCAGCUAAUUUCAAGAAAGUGACAACAAAAAUCAAGAGGAAGUUGUCCAAUGCUGUUACAGAGAAUUUGAGGGAAUGUCACAGAUUGAAGAAGAGAAAGAAGAAGGCUUUUGAUUUCACUCGUUUACCAUCUUCAUCUAAACUCGCCUCCACUACUACAACCCCACGAAAGCAGUGGGGUAAGGUACUGAAAGCUGCUACCAAGCAUUUCAAGAAGAGGAAUAACAAGAAAGAUUCCACAGGUGAUAUUAAUUUUUGCAGAUCUUUGACUGAUAAUAGUCUUCUGCGAAGUUCUACAUAUCCAUAGUUUGUAUGCUGUUUCAAUUGAUUUUUGGUGGUUUUUUUUUUGGUUUGGGUUGGGGGUGGGGGGGGGGGGGGGGGGAAGAGAAUUUGUCUUGUUUCUUUGAAUCUUUCACAAAUUUAGUGUUUGUAAUACCUGAGUUUCCACUGUAAUCAGCAGAUGUGCUGCUGAAGAGUACACUUGUUGCAAAACAAGUGUUAUUCCUUUGUUGAAGUUAGUUUAAAUAAUGUAAUAGCAAUUCUACUAUGAUUGCUAGUAAAAAAUGGAGCUUACUGGCUCGGCCUUGUAACAGUAUGAUUUCUUAAAUGUUAAGUAUUUAUUGUGCUA
Molecule: messenger RNA, 976 nt
Organism: Lycium barbarum (goji berry)
Lineage: Eukaryota; Viridiplantae; Streptophyta; Magnoliopsida; Solanales; Solanaceae
Exons: 2
Coding region: 137-655 (172 amino acids)
Source: RefSeq, a predicted model, not a curated record